AUGUUGCGCGUCACGGGAAAGCGGUUGACGAUACGCGGAAGUAGUCUGUUCAGGUCGUCCGUGCGUUUCUAUGAGACGCAGCCCUCGCAGGCGGCUGCGACGCCGUUGAAUGGCAUACCCCCACCUUUAGAGGGCAUCAAGAUCCUGGAUCUCACGCGUGUUCUUGCUGGACCUACGGCGACUAUGCUUCUGGGUGACCUCGGCGCAGACGUGAUCAAGGUUGAAGAAAUAAAGCGCGGAGACGACACCCGUAUGUUCACAACAUGUUCCUGGCACCCUCCCGCUGCUCCGCUAGCACCCAACGUCCCCAAAGGCUCUGAGCACCUCCCUCCAGAAUCCGCCUACUUCCUCGCCUGCAACCGCAACAAGCGGUCUAUCACCGUGAACCUCAAGUCCCCCGGCGGCAUGGAGGUCAUGAAGCGCUUGGUCAAGAAGAGCGAUAUCCUUGUCGAGAAUUACAUCAGCGGCAAGCUCGCGGAAAUGGGGCUCGGGCACGCGCAUUGCGCGGAAUGGAACCCGGCGCUGAUUUAUGCGAGUAUAUCGGGAUACGGCCAGACUGGACCUUUCCGGAAGAAUGCCGGCUAUGAUGUGGUUAUUGAGGGAGAGGCGGGCUUGAUGCAUAUCACGGGCGAACCGGAUCGCCCUCCUUCCAAAGUGGGGGUGGCUGCGACUGAUAUUGCGACUGGUCUGUACACCCAUGGUGCCAUCAUGGCCGCAUUGUUGUCGAGACAGAAGACUGGCAAGGGCUGCUGGAUUGACUGCAAUUUGUUCGAAUCGCAGAUCGCAGGCCUUGCUAACAUCGCGUCAAACUACCUCGUUGCUGGUCAAGAGGCCUCGCGACACGGCACGGCACACCCGAGCAUUGUGCCGUACCAGGUCUUCAGGUGCAAGGAUGGCUUCAUCAUGAUCGGAGCGGGUAAUGACAAGCAGUUCGCGUCCCUCGCAAAAGUCCUCGCCCUACCUGAGUUGCCGGAGAACACCAUGUUCGCCAACAACCAGCAACGUGUCAAGAACCGCUCUGAGCUCGUCUCAAUAAUCGAGAACAAGCUCAUGGAGGAGCCGCGCGAUGUGUGGCUCGAGCGAUUCAAGGGCAUUGGCGUGCCGCACGGUCCUAUCAACAACAUCGGGGAAACCUUCCAACACCCACAGGCUCAAGCAAGGAAGAUCACCGUAGACGUCGAGCACCCUCGAAUCGAUGGUCCGGUAAAGCUUGUCGCGCCCGCUGUUCACUAUAAUGGCAAGCGUAUGCCAGUGCGAAUGCCGCCGCCGUGGCUUGGGCAACACACUGAUGAGGUCUUGGUCAAUGAGCUUGAAUUUUUGCCAGAGGAAGUCGCCGAUUUGAGGCGCCAAGGUGACAUUGGAGGCGUGGCCUAAACUUGCUCCUAGCUUCUACUUGUGAAGAUCGACUUUUAGGAUAAUGUGAAGUGUAGCCAUCUUUCCAAGGAAUAUGUCGCGAGGAAGCAUGAGAGGCGAUCGAGGUGUGAAUGCAGCAGCCGGGACAAG
Schizophyllum commune H4-8 is the source of this 1503-nucleotide messenger RNA. RefSeq names its product CoA-transferase family III. Bases 1 to 1374 code for a protein of 457 amino acids. The transcript has 8 exons. The record is from RefSeq and is a predicted model, not a curated record. Gene Ontology annotation, molecular function: catalytic activity. Lineage: Eukaryota; Fungi; Basidiomycota; Agaricomycetes; Agaricales; Schizophyllaceae.